GUUCAGCCUCAGACUGAUAAUGAGACAGAAACAGACACAGCAAGUUCAGUUGACGCGACGAGGCAGCAGAGCUACUUUCCAUGUGUUUCUGCCUUUGUGUUAGAGACUGAGAGGAGCUGCUGGCUUUGUUCUGUAAUAAUUACAAAACUAUCUGCACUGCGUGAAGACAUGCAGCGGUCCCCGUUAAAACAGUUCUCAGUGGCUAAUUGAGUGCAAACUCGGACAUUUUCAAUGACACUUUGGAAACGCCAAUGCUGUUUACACCUGAAUGCUGUUGGACACGGGAGGUGUGUUUGAAAGGGACACUUUUGCGAAGGUAAAUACGUCCUCAGCGAUGGAGAACGUCCCCAGCUUGUGUUUAGGGUAAAAUGCCAGCAGCGUUUGCAACUUUUUACCUGCAGUGGGAAGUUUGUAGCUAAACUUUCAUCUUGCGUUUGCAUCCUCGAUUGAAAAUGUAGCCGCUUUGGCAUGAUUCAGAGGCGCAACAACAACAACCUGGCUUUCCCACUGGUUUUGUUUUGGAAACACACACUUUCCUUCCAGAGACGGACUCUCACGGAUUCACGCCUUGGCAAACUCCACUUCCCACAAAGGACGAGGAGGAUAAUGGACAUACAGCAGCUCUUCUAACUGGACUUUUCGGAGUAAUAGUAGUAAUGAUGAUGAGCAGCGGUCCAGCUAUCGUCUUUGAGUGGCUGAAAACCCUGCAGCUGACCCAGUAUGUCGAGGCGUUCGUAGAUAACGGCUACGACGACCUGGAGGUGUGUAAGCAGAUCGGAGAGCCUGACCUGGACGCCAUCGGUGUGUUUCUCCCACAUCACAGGCUCAAAGUUCUCCGAGCAGUGCAGAGACUGAGAGAGGAGGACAAGAAGCUGGCCCCUGGUCUUUACUUCACCUUAGAGCCCCUUCCAGAUGUCUCCAGUGGCUAUGACAGUAAAGCCAGUGGGUCCCAUUGGGACAGAGAAGGACUUGAGCUGUCCAAUAACAAUAAUCUGCUGCUCGGAGGCCCUCCAGAUCCAAUGUCCUACCCGAAACUCAAGCUGAAGAUCCUGAUCCGAGAUAAGCUGAUCAAGGAUGGGAUAGACCUGAGUAAACCCCCUUACUCAUUUAAGGAUGGCUCUCUGGGAAACAUUGAGGAAUUGGCUAAGGAGUACUCAGAGUAUUACAGUACCUCUUACAGUGACGUGAGUGAGAGGAUGGAGGAGCUUCGCAAGCGCAAAGUGGCUCAGGAAGCAGAAAUCGCAAAUACAGAGUCAAUGAUCACAUCACUUCAGCUGCGCUCAGAAAUCCAGGAGUCCCUGGGGUUGAGCAGCACUGUGUCCACUCCUGAGGUCGAGAGAAGGCUUUUGAUGCACAAGUCAGGCUCAGAAGAUGGAUCUGGAGGAAAAUGGGACAGAAAGAAAAACAAAUCCUUCUGGCAGAAUUUCCGCAAGACACAGAAAGGCGUUACACGCCAGACGUCAAAAGCUGAUGACCUUGGCUUUGUAGCCAGUGAGAUCACGAUGAGCGAUGAAGAACGCAUUCAGCUGAUGAUGAUGGUGAAGGAGAAGAUGAUAACUGUAGAGGAGGCCUUGGCUCGGCUGAAAGAGUACGAGGCUCAAAAUCGUCAGUCAUGUACCACAGACACAACGGAGUGGACUGAUGCUUCAAGUCCCACUACGAACGAGCUCUCGGUGAACUUUACUUCACAGGAGCAGUCAGAUGAUGAGCUGGAGGAGUCGGCGGCUUUUGGCAGGCUUCACAAGCUGGUCAACUCUACCCGCCGUGUGAAGAAGAAGCUUAUUAGAAUAGACGAGAGCAAAAAACACACAUCAAAAGACUCGUUGAGCUCUGCCUUCUCGCCUACAUGUGAGGAAAAGGCUGCUCUCUACUCAGGUGUACAGAAGCGUCUGGUCAUGUCUCAGGGUGAUGGUUUGGCCUCAGUUCUGUGUGUGGACGAAGAUUCAGACAGCCUGACCACAUCUCCGUCUUCCAGCAGCCUGGACACCUACAGUGGCCAUAAGCAGUUUAAGCCGUUUAUCAGUAGCCAGGGGCUGAGCUCCCCUCCCACAGGGCCCAAUGUGGACCCUUUGGUGAUGGACGCAGGCAGCCGCUCAUCCUUUUCUGAAGCUGAGGGCUGCUGUGAGGAAGAGCCCAGGAUAACCCGUUCUGUGACCGAUGGAGAAAUGAGACGGGCCUUGAGUCCCUUUAAAUUACAUGGGAGGGCGUGUAGCUUUGGAGGGUUUGACCUUAUGAACCAGGCUGCAUACAUGAGACACAGCUGUAACACCCCUAGUGAUAAUGGGACCAUCAGCAGGAGAGAUGCAGCGAGGUCACCAACUCCGUCCCGCAUCUCUCUUGGGAAGAAGGUGAAGUCGGUGAAGGAGACCAUGAGGAAACGCAUAUCCAAGAAAAGUAGUUCUGUCCUGUUUGAGCAGGUGAGUCCGAGCAGAGAGCCUGAGUCACUCCAGUCCCCCCACACAGACACAGACUCGCUGGAAAAACCCAAGCUCAAGUCCGGCGGUUCUGUCGAGAGUCUGAGGAGCUCACUAAGUGGACAGAGUUCAAUGAGUGGUCAGACAGUAAGCACCACAGACUCCUCAGCAAGUAACAGAGAGAGUGUGAAGUCAGAGGAUGGUGAUGACGAGGAGCUGCCUUACAGAGGGCCAUUUUGUGGCCGAGCCGUUGUACACACUGACUUUAUCCCCAGUCCCUAUGACACAGAUUCCCUCAAACUCAAGAGAGGGGACGUUAUAGACAUAAUCAGUAAGCCUCCAAUGGGUACAUGGAUGGGCCUUCUGAAUAACAAGGUGGGCACCUUUAAGUUCAUCUAUGUGGACGUGCUGAGUGAGGAAUGCGAAAAGCCCAAGUGCAGCAUCAGGAAGAGAAGGAAGAGUCGGCCUCCCAAACCCACCUCUGUGGAGGAGCUUCUAGAGCGCAUCGACCUCAAAGAGCACAUGCCCACAUUCCUAUUUAAUGGAUAUGAGGAUCUAGAAACGUUUAAGUUGCUGGAAGAAGAGGACCUGGACGAGUUGAACAUCAGAGACCCACAGCACAGAGCAGUGUUGCUGACUGCAGUGGAGCUGCUGCAGGAGUACGACAUUAACAGUGACCCCGAGAAUGGUGGCUCCUCAGUAGACCCAGAGGAGAAGGUUCAGCCAGAGAUAUCAGCUCCUUCAAGAGAUUCUCCACGUGACUCUGGUUGCUAUGAGAGCAAUGAGAAUCUGGAGAAUGGGAAAGGCAAAAAGACAUCUCAUUUAAGCAGGUCUUCAUCAGGCUUUGAGUCCAGUCACCUACCAUCUCCUGAGUAUCCCACUCCUCCUCUCAGCCAGUCCAGCAGCAGGCAGGAUCCACAGUCUCUCCUGCCACCUUUCCAGAUAACCUCCAUCAAAGCUGUUCACUUAGGGGCAAGCCGCUCCUUGCUCAGCAUAAAGCCCCUCAGUCAGAGCUAUGAUGAGCUGCCUUCCGUCCCUGUACCCCAAGGCUUGUGGAAACGUUCUCUUUCAUUGGAUUAUCGGAUCCUCCACAUGAAGGAGCCCUACAUCCCAGAAAACUUGACGCCCAUUCAAUCAGUAGAACCUGAUGCUUUGCUGCAGAGGUGUAGCGCUGCUGAGCAGAAUGAAGCUAUAAUGUGUCAGGCAUGUUCCAAUCAAGAGAAUGAAUCUGAAGAGCUAGGCACAGAAGAUGAGCUAACUUUCCCUUCUGUUGACUCCUCCACAGAUGUGGAGAGUGAUGAUGUACCUGUAGAUAGUGCUGAAACCUCUCCAUCAGAUCCUCCCUUAUACCCACCUCGCAUAAAACCACCAAUUCCUCCUAAACCUCUUCCACCGCCAUUUGUAAAUGACAAAGAGACAACAAACCCUGACAACAAACACGUGUUCCAAUCCACCUUGGUGUCACACAAAUCAGACCCUGCCUCUGGUAUUCCCAAGUCCAGCAAACCUUUUAUCCACAGACUUGGAAAGAAAGUGCAGCAUGCUCGAUCAUCUAAUCUGGAGUCACUUGUAGAGGAGAAGCUGAUUUUGGAUGGUAUAGACCUCACAGAGGAGCCCUAUUCUGACAAGCAUGGCCGUUACAGAGUCCCGUUCUCCCUCAUUCAAAGAUACUCUGAAGAUUUGGACAAGCCUUUGGGGGAUAUUGCCACAGUAAUGGAUCAGACCAGAAUCCAGCUGCUUCGCAAACAGCACCGUAUGGCAAUCCCACUGAGAGGCUUAUCAGAGAUUUGUAUAAAGCUCUAAUUCUUUGACUUUAAUGCUGGAUCCCAAGCCUUCAUGUUGUCAUCUGUUACUGGCACAGAUGCUUGAUCGAUCAACUGUCUGAUCACAUAGCAGAUCACCAGACUACAGCAGCAGUCCCAGCCAUGAAGGAUGUAAAUGUGUAUAAGGGCUGAUGCCUAAAUGUUUGAAUGAAUGAAGAAUGUUACUGACUGUCAUGAAAGAAAUCUGUACUCUUUUCAAGUGUUACUGGAGCCAAUUUAAGAUUGAACUUCUUUUCAGAAUGCAGUUUUAAUUAGAGGCGGGCAAUAUCACAAAAAAUAUACCGCAACCUGAAGACAUUUCUAUGAUAAACGUAUGUAUCAGAAUUUCCAUUUGCUGACAAACUGCCAGCAAAACAGUAGCAUUGUGUUUUAAUUAAAAACCUGUGAAAUAUUGAGCUAGGUGAUACUUUAUAUUUAUUUUCCAAAAAAAGAAGAAAUUAUUUAACACUGAAAAGAAGGAAAGAAAAAGUACAAUUUCUGUCAUUCAAUUUUAACAUUUAACUAUUUUAAAAUAUUCGGUACAAAGUUUUAACUGAGGCUGCUGCUUCUAAUCCGUUUGUAGUUUUAAAAAUAUAUAAAAGAUACUGUGAUGCCAAUAUCACUAUGAUAUCCUGACGUGGCCCAGCCCUUGUUUUAACAUUUUAAUAGGAAAAAUAGUUUUGUGAAAUCAGAUACAUGCUUUCUCUGAAUCUGUCAUUUUUCCCCCCCAUGGUUAUAUAUAAUACAAUUAAUUCAGUACUUGUAUUUAUCCAGCACCAAAUCAGCAUCUUGGAAACUUUUUAAAUCUAUAAAUCAUGCUACUUGUAAAUUAGAAUGUGAUGAAUGUGAUUUAUUGUGAAGUACGACUGCUGCCUUUCAAGUGUAAGUAUAAAAUAGGAGCUCUCUAUGAUGACUUGUGAAUUUGCAUUUGUUUUAAAAUGUGUUUAGUCUCACCUUGAAAAAUGAAGAUUGUGAUUAAAGCUACCUGAAAUCUUGGCUUUAUUAUGAAACGACUAGGUCAGUGGUUCUCAAUUCCAGUGAAGCCCUGCGCAAUUUAUUUUUUCUUAAAUAAUUCCUCUGGUUUGCUUCUUUAAGAUUCAGUUUAAGCACUUUGAAUUGAGUCCUGUAUGUAAGACCAUGAGAAGAAGAAUCCAUACAUUUUCUGUGUAUUAAAUUGAAAUUGAGGGUCACACCCUUCUUUGCUACUGAAAUUUAUAAACAAUUUUCAAAUAUAAGUAUUCAAAUAUUCCUGUUACUUGUUGUAAAAGACAAGGGUAUAUAUGUCUUUUUUUCCAUACAUGUUUGUGACUGCAUGCUGUCCAUUGUCAAUUUUUUUCCCCUAUAUAUUUUCUCAAAAACUUGUUUAUCAAAGUAAAUAUUUAUUUUUUCAUUGUUACAGGGUGUAUUCAAAGAUACUCUCUGCAUCCUGUCAUUACAUACUUUAAUUCUCUGAAA
Molecule: messenger RNA, 5671 nt
Organism: Ictalurus punctatus (channel catfish)
Lineage: Eukaryota; Metazoa; Chordata; Actinopteri; Siluriformes; Ictaluridae
Gene: sash1b
Product: SAM and SH3 domain containing 1b
Exons: 20
Coding region: 657-4217 (1186 amino acids)
Molecular function (GO): protein binding
Source: RefSeq, a predicted model, not a curated record